AUGGUUGCCGGCGUGGUGAUUCCCGUUGACCGGCACACCACCGACACGGAGCCGACCGACGGCAGCCGGACCUACGCCAUCAUCGUGUGCGCGUUCGCGUCGCUCGGCGGCUUCUUCUUCGGCUACGACCAGGGCGUGACGUCCGGCGUGCUGAUCAUGGACUCGUUCCUGAACGACUACUGCGUGGGCUGGCACAACUUCACGUACGAUGAGUGCACGCGCUCGUCCGCGGACUUGCCUGGCGAGUGGACCACGUUCACGGUCUGGUACAACAUGGUGUACAACCUCGGGUGUCUGGUGGGCGCUCUCAUCGGCGGCUACGUCGCCGACAAGUUCGGCCGCCGAGCCACCAUCAUGUCGGCCGGCGUCCUCUUCUGCAUCGGCACGACCUGGGUCUGUCUGAACCCCGCGCAGGACCACACGCUCAUGUAUCUGGCGCGUAUCGUGCAGGGCUUCGGUGUCGGCAACUCGUCGUUCUCGCUGCCUCUGUUCGGCUCGGAGAUGGCGCCGAAGGAGCUUCGCGCGCGUCUGUCGGGACUGAUGGUGUUCCCCGUGACGUUCGGCCAGUGGCUGGCCAACCUCAUCAACAUCUUGGUGGAGGACAACAGCAGUGGCUGGCGCAUCAGUAACGCGGUGUCCAUGAUCCCCCCGAUCAUCGUCAUGUGCGGCAUCUUCUGCGUGCCCGAGAGCCCUCGCUGGACAUACCAGCAGAAGGGCAAGAAGAAGGCCGAGGCAGUGCUCAAGCGUCUGCGUCAGACCGACAACGUGCAGCACGAGUUGGCUGCCAUUGGCGACCAGAUUGCUCAGGAAUCGGCCAACGACCUGGGACUCAAGGAGCUCUGGGAGCCUUCGGUCCGCAAACGUGUCAUCAUCGCCAUGGUGUUCCAGCUGGGCCAGCAGGCGACCGGCAUCAACCCCAUUAUGACCUACGGCUCGCUCAUCUUCAAGGACAUCACGGGUGCCGGCAUCUACGCGUCGCUGCUCCUCAGUGGAGUCAACUGCUUGAGUACCAUGCCCGGUCUCUUCAUGCUGGACAAGUUCGGGCGUCGUCAGAUGGCCUUGAUCGGAGCUGUGGGCAUGGUCAUCGGUCACCUCUUCGCUGCCAUCCUCUUCACUGCGAUCUGCAACGGCAACGUCGACAACGCCGGGUGUCCUGAGGUCGGAGGCUGGUUCAUCUGCAUUGGUACGGCCUUCUUCGUCUUCAGCUACGCCGUGUCGUGGGGAGCGGUGCCCUGGAUCUACUGCUCCGAGAUCUUCCCGCUCAACGUGCGCGCGACGGCUGUGUCCCUUUCGACCGCUGCCAACUGGGUCGGCGGCGCGCUCAUGACGGAGAUCGUCAAGCUCUUCCCGUACCUGAACAUCAACGGCGUCUUCUUCCUCUUCGCGGGGCUCGCCGUGUGUUGCGGACUUUUCGUCUACUACUUCUGCCCGGAGACAAAGGGAAUUCUGCUCGAGGACAUCGAGGAAUUGUUCCACAAGCCCGUGAACGCCAAGUCCCCCGCCACCGGGUACAUCGAGACCAAGUCCCCCGUCGAGGUGGCAUAA
This is a messenger RNA of Phytophthora sojae, 1545 nucleotides long. RefSeq lists its product as hypothetical. Gene Ontology annotation, cellular component: membrane. Gene Ontology annotation, biological process: transmembrane transport; carbohydrate transport. The record is from RefSeq and is a predicted model, not a curated record. NCBI's taxonomy places the organism in Eukaryota, Oomycota, Peronosporomycetes, Peronosporales, Peronosporaceae. Gene Ontology annotation, molecular function: carbohydrate:proton symporter activity. The transcript has a single exon. The coding region runs from base 1 to 1545 and encodes 514 amino acids.